This is a messenger RNA of Trypanosoma theileri, 432 nucleotides long. RefSeq lists its product as uncharacterized. Bases 1 to 432 code for a protein of 143 amino acids. The transcript has a single exon. NCBI's taxonomy places the organism in Eukaryota, Euglenozoa, Kinetoplastea, Trypanosomatida, Trypanosomatidae. The record is from RefSeq and is a predicted model, not a curated record.
AUGACAACGUGGCACCGCCUGCUUUUCCCGCUCGGACUACUGUUGCUCGCUCACAGUCUCUAUAAUGCCCACAGCCUGCGUGAUCAACUGCAGGAACACCAUCACAAACGUAAUGCCGAUGUCACCACCGGCGGGUACUUUCCCUUCAUCUUCACUAUGGCAGACAACACUGCUCAUGUGAACGCCACUACGAUUCCCAUAUUUAUAGAACUUCUUGUAGGAAUUGUAUUCGCUAUUGUUGGAUAUGUGAAGAGAUUGUCCCUAAACCAUGCACGGCUCAUUGACAAGAACUGUGAUGAGUGUUACGACAGCAUCAUGUACACAGGAGUGGGUUUCAUGCACUUCAAUCACCGUGGGGCGGUAAAGGGAUCUCAGUCUGACGACGUUAAAAAUGGACAUUCCGUACCGCUAGAAAGUAAAAAAAGGGCUUAG